Cygnus atratus (black swan) is the source of this 3047-nucleotide messenger RNA. It is a transcript of the gene ASAP3, whose product is annotated as ArfGAP with SH3 domain, ankyrin repeat and PH domain 3. Gene Ontology annotation, molecular function: GTPase activator activity; protein binding. Gene Ontology annotation, biological process: positive regulation of GTPase activity; cell migration. Gene Ontology annotation, cellular component: cytoplasm; focal adhesion. NCBI's taxonomy places the organism in Eukaryota, Metazoa, Chordata, Aves, Anseriformes, Anatidae. The record is from RefSeq and is a predicted model, not a curated record.
AUGCCCGAGCAGAUCAGCGUGGCCGAGUUCCUGGCCGUGACCGGCGAGGACCUGAGCUCCCCGGCUGCCGCCGCCUUCGCCUCCAAGAUGCAGAAGUGCCGGGGGGCGGUGGGGGCUCUGGAGGAGAGCCUGGACGGGGACCAAGCCGUGCUCCAGAGAAUAAGGAAAUAUGUGAAAGCCAUUCACGUCUCCGGGCUCACCCACGUGGAUAACGAGGAGCAGUACAGCGAGGCCCUGGAGAACUUCGGCAACAACCACCUCUCCCAGAACAACCACGAGCUCUCCACCGGCUUCCUCAACCUGGCCGUCUUCACCCGCGAGGUCACCGCGCUCUUCAAGAACCUGGUGCAGAACCUGAACAACAUCGUCUCCUUCCCCCUGGACAGCCUGCUGAAGGGGCAGCUGAAGGACGGCCGCCUGGACUCCAAGAAGCAGAUCGAAAAGGCCUGGAAGGAUUACGAGACCAAAGUGGGGAAGAUGGAGAAGGAGAAGGAGCGCGCCCGCCUGGCGGGGGUCAUCCAGGCGGAACCGUCCGCGGCGGAGCUGGCCGAGGACAUGCAGAAGGAGCGGCGCCUCUUCCAGCUCCACAUGUGCGAGUACCUGCUGAAAGCCAGCGAGAGUCAGAUGAAGCAAGGGCCGGAUUUCCUGCAGAGCCUCAUCAAGUUUUUCCAUGCCCAGCACAAUUUCUUCCAAGACGGCUGGAAGGCUGCCCAGAACCUCUACCCCUUCAUCGAGAAGCUCGCCGUGUCCCUCCACGCGCUCCACCAGGCGCAGGAGGAGGAGGUGAAGCAGCUGACGCAGACCCGCGAUUCCCUCCGCAGCAUCCUGCAGCUGGACAGCAAGGAGGAAAACCUGAGCAGGAAGAACUCUGGCAGUGGCUACAGCAUCCACCAGCACCAAGGGAACAAGCAGUACGGGACGGAGAAGUCGGGAUUCCUGUACAAGAAGAGCGACGGGAUCCGCAAAGUAUGGCAGAAGAGGAAGUGCGGCGUGAAGUACGGCUGCCUGACCAUCUCCCACAGCACGAUAAACCGCCCCCCCGUCAAGCUGAACCUGCUGACGUGCCAAGUGCGGCCCCACGCCGAGGAGAAGAAGUGCUUCGACCUGGUGACGCACAACAGGACGUACCACUUCCAAGCCGAGGACGAGCAGGAGUGCGUCGUGUGGGUCUCGGUGCUGCAGAACAGCAAGGACGAAGCCCUGAGCAAUGCCUUCAAGGGCGAGCCCAACGGCGGGGCAGCCUCGGCGGGCGGCGCGGCGGACGGCGGCGUGCAGGAGCUCACCAAGCUGGUCAUCGGCGAGGUGAAGAACAUGCCGGGAAAUAAGCAGUGCUGCGACUGCGGGGCCCCCGACCCCACGUGGCUCUCCACCAACCUGGGCAUCCUGACGUGCAUCGAGUGCUCCGGCAUCCACCGGGAGCUGGGUGUGCAUUACUCCCGCAUCCAGUCCCUCACCCUGGACGUCCUCAGCACCUCCGAGCUGCUGCUGGCCGUCAGCGUCGGGAACACCCGCUUCAAUGAGAUCAUGGAGGCCACGCUGCCCACGCAGGACUGCCCUAAACCCUCGGCCGGCAGCGAUAUGAGCGCGCGCAAGGAGUACAUCGUGGCCAAGUACAUGGAGCGGCGCUACGUGCAGCGGGGCGGCCGCGACGAGCCCCACCGCCUCUGGGACGCCAUCCGCACCCGCGACCUGCUGGCGCUGCUGCAGGCCUUCGCCGAAGGGCACGAUUUGGCCAAGCCCCUGGCGAGCCCCGAGGGCCAGGACGCGGGCGAGCUGGCGCUGCACAUGGCCGUGCGCUACGCCGACAGGUCGUCCCUGCCGCUGGUGGACUUCAUCAUCCAGAACGGGGGGACGCUGGACCGGGUGACGCAGGACGGGAACACGGCUCUGCACUACGGCGCGCUCUACAACCAACCCAACUGCCUCAAGCUGCUCCUGAAAGGCAAAGCUGCCUUCACCACGGUGAACGCGGCCGGCGAGACGGCGCUGGACGUGGCGAGGAGGCUGAAGCACACCGAGUGCGAGGAGCUGCUGGAGCAGGCGCAGGCGGGGAAGCUCUCCCUGCAGGUACACGUGGACUACGACUGGGAGCCCCCCCAGGAGUACACCUACGACAGCGAGGACGAGCUGGAGGAGAAGGUGAGCCCCCUCCAGCGCUCCUUCAAGGGCUCCUCGCCGUUGGCCACCAGCCCCCCCGCCGCCUGCCCCCAGGGCCGCUGGAGCUGCAUGGGCAUGGACAUCACCAACAAGACCUACGAGACCAUCCUGGUGCCCUCGCGACCCGCGCCCCGCCGGGCGCACAGCGAGGAGAUGCCCCCGCCGCUGCCCCUCAAAAACCCCACGCGGGGCGGCCCCCGCCCCAAACCCGGCCCCAGCCCCACGGAGCGCCCCGAGCUCCACCGGCAGGCGUCGGAGCCGCACUUCUCGGGGCUGGCGGAGGCCCCCCCCGCGCCACGCAGCCUCUCCUCUUCCUCCUCCUCCUCCUCCUCCGUGGGGGCCCUGGACGGUGCGGCCGUGUCCCCCCCGGCCACCGGUACCCGCAGCCCCCCGGAGGCGCGGCGGGCGGCGUACUGGGAGACCCGCUCGGAAACAGAGAGCGGGGCCGUGCGGAGGGGGCCGGAGCUGAGUCCCCCCCCUGUGCAGCCCCCGCCGGGAGGCCUGGCCCCCGAUGUCACCCCCGUCAAGUUCAGCUCGGAGAGCACCCGCUCGUACCGGCGCAUCAGCGGCGUGGCCGGCAAAGCCGGCUCGGCCGCCCCCCCCCAGAGCCCCGAGGACCCCGCUCCGAGCAAGGUGCCCCCCGUGCCCAUGCCCCGGCGAUUCGCUCCGGCCAAGGGGAGGCAGAAGCGGGUGAAGGCGGUGGCUGACUGCAAGGGGGACAAGGCGCGGGAGCUGACCUUCUCCAAGGGCGAGGUGAUCGUGGUGACGCGGGAGGAGGACGAGCAGAGCUGGGUCGGCUUCAUCGAGGGCGACGGCUCCCGCACCGGAGUCUUCCCCGCCAGCUUCGUCCACCUCCUGCAAGACUGAUUGCCCCCCCCCCCCGCUGCCCG